AUAUGAGGAAUCUAUAUGAGAUGGCGUAAUUUAAGGAGGGGCAUUAAAAGUGGCUGAGCACGGGCACUCAGAUGUCUCGUUAUCUGUGCUUCCAAGCUCUCUCCAACCAGCCCACAAACGACUCAUUUCCCUCCUUCCCUUCCAUUCCAUUUCACAGGAGUUUCGAACGAGCUUGUGAACUCCUAAUUCACAUCACUCAGUUAGCUUCCCAAACUCUCUCUCUCUCUCUCUCUCUCUCUAUAUAUAUAUAUAUACACACACACAUAUAUACGUUUAUAUAUCAGCAACUGGAGAAUCGAGAAUGCUGACAUGCGUAGCCAGUUCGAAGCAGCCCGGCGAUGAAUCCCUCAAUCAACCUCAACAAAUCAACUCCCAUGCCACUCCAAAUACCAAGCUUGCCAUCAAAUCUCUCACUUCUCAGAUCAAGGACAUGGCAUUGAAGGCAUCGGGGGCGUACCGGAACUGCAAUCCGUGUACGACGACGAUUCAGCAGCAGCAGCGAUACAACAAAGGCUACGUGGAGUCGUCGGCGUCGGAGAGAUUCCGGUACCGGAGGACGGCGAGCUCGAACUCCAGUUCCACGGCGUCGAGGCAGUGGGGGAAGGAGAUGGAGGCGAGGCUCAAAGGAAUCUCGAGCGGGGAGGGGACGCCGGCGUCGGCUAGCGGGCGCCGGGUCGACCCGAUCGUGUUCGUGGAGGAAAACGAGCCGACUGAGUGGGUCGCUCAGGUGGAGCCAGGAGUUCUCAUCACCUUUGUUUCGAUGCCACGUGGCGGCAACGAUCUCAAGCGUAUUCGGUUCAGCCGAGAAAUGUUCAACAAAUGGCAAGCUCAAAGGUGGUGGACAGAGAACUAUGACAGGGUAAUGGAACUCUAUAAUGUUCAGAGGUUAAACCGUCAAGCUUUCCCGCUUCCAACUCCUCCCAGAUCUGAAGAUGAGAUUUCAAAAUUGGAGUCCGUUGAGGACAGCCCUAUUACACCGCCACUGACUAGAGAACGGCUACCUCGCACCAUGUACCGUCCUUUGGGAACUGGAAUGGGAUACUCAUCCUCAGAUUCACUUGAUCACCACCCAAUGCAAUCUCGCUACAACUAUGACUCUGGUCUGACCUCAACCCCAAAACUGUCAAGCAUUAGUGGAGCUAAGACAGAAACAUCAUCAGUAGAUGCCUCCAUAAGGACUAGCUCAUCAAGGGAGGCAGAUCGCUCUGGAGAGCUAUCCAUCAGCACUGCCAGUGAUCUAGAGGCUGAAUGGGUUGAACAGGAUGAACCAGGGGUUUACAUUACCAUCAGAGCACUGCCUGGCGGCAAAAGGGAACUCAGACGUGUCAGAUUCAGUCGAGAAAAGUUUGGGGAGAUACAUGCGAGACUGUGGUGGGAAGAGAAUCGAGCAAGGAUACAUAGACAGUACUUGUGACUGACUGAAACAGUAUGGUUUCAAUUGGUCUUGUUUGCUGAUUGGGGAAGUGGCGACUUCACAGAAUUCUUUGUUCUGCCAUUCCGUUGAAGUCGUCUCUUCAAGAAUGUGACAAAGAUAUGCUAGCUCCUGGCUGCAUUGUUUGUAACUGAGUUGCAUUUAUAUAUGAGUCGUCUUGGCGGCUUUCCAAUUGCUUCUAAAAUAUCUUUGUGAGUUGUGCUCUCUCUCUCUCUCUCUCUCUCUCUCUAGUGGUGUAAAACUGUGUUGGUCAAAGCAUGUUGGUUCUGGUUCUGUAUUUGGAGUAUUGGUGGGUAUAGAAGUUGAAAGUUGACAAAUAUUGAAUUUUGAAGUGCAAAACAAUGUCAAAUUAAUGAAAUGUCUAUUCUCUC
This is a messenger RNA of Camellia sinensis, 1803 nucleotides long. It is a transcript of the gene BRXL4, whose product is annotated as BREVIS RADIX-like 4. Lineage: Eukaryota; Viridiplantae; Streptophyta; Magnoliopsida; Ericales; Theaceae. The record is from RefSeq and is a predicted model, not a curated record.